Molecule: messenger RNA, 873 nt
Organism: Dovyalis caffra
Lineage: Eukaryota; Viridiplantae; Streptophyta; Magnoliopsida; Malpighiales; Salicaceae
Source: the annotation of a GenBank genome assembly
AUGACGACCCAAGUAGCAACCCAAUUGGAGCCAUGGUGUGAUUUAAGAAACAAAGUGGUUCUAGUAACUGGUGCAUCAUCUGGUUUGGGCAAGGACUUUUGUCUUGACUUAGCCAAAGCUGGUUGCAGGAUUUUAGCAGCUGCUCGUCGUAUAGAUCGUUUACAGUCUUUAUGUGAUGAAAUCAAUCAACUGAGUUUAUCUUUCCCUUCUUCCUCCUCAACAACGGAUGUGGAAAUUCAGCCGCGAGCGGUGGCGGUGGAGUUGGAUGUUUCUGCUGAUGAAGCCACUGUUGAUCAGUCUGCACAGAAAGCCUGGGAUACUUUUGGAGGGAUUGAUGCUUUGGUUAAUAAUGCUGGUGUUAGAGGAAGUGUGAGGCAUCCAUUGGAAUUGCCUGAGGAGGAAUGGAAUCAUGUUGUCAGAACGAAUACAACCGGAACUUGGCUGGUUUCGAAGGCUGUUUGCAUUCGAAUGCGUGAUUCGAAACGAGGAGGAUCAGUUAUCAAUAUUGCUUCUAUUGCUGGUCUUAAUCGUGGACAAUUGCCUGGAGGCAUUCACUAUGUUGCUUCAAAGACAGGGGUGAACUCCUUGUCAAAGGUGAUGGCUAUUGAAUUGGGAGUGGACAAAAUCAGAGUGAACUCAAUAUCACCCGGGCUUUUCAAAUCGGAGAUCACACAGGGUCUCAUGCAAAAGGACUGGCUUAGUAAUAUUGCCCUGAAAACAGUCCCUUUAAGAACAUUUGGCACUGCAGAUCCAGCACUAACAUCACUUGUCCGAUACCUAAUCCAUGACUCUUCAGAAUAUGUGACAGGCAACAAUUUCAUUGUGGAUGCUGGGGCAACCCUACCGGGACUCGCCCUAUUCUCUUCACUUUGA